GACUGUCAACAAAGAACAUGGCGCCCAAAUCCUGAAAUCUGCUCGACGUUAGAAAUGCAAGGUGAACGCCUUUCGCGUCGUUGAAGAGUAAAGAUCAUCAGAGCUGCUGGAGGCUGAACACUAAGCUGUUGUGAAGUCAUGGUGCUGAAGAUCUUCUUCCCACAGUGCUGUAACAGGGCAGACAGCGGCCUUCUGGUCGGCCGCUGGAUCUCCGGCCAUGACUCUGCCGUGGUGUUGGCGGUGAUCCACUACCCGUUCAUCCCUGGACAGGUCAAACAGUACAUCCAACAGAUGCAGGCCCAGAGUGGGGUGGAGCUGUCUGUGCUGGGUUCAUGGAGUUUACCCAAAGAUGGUCAGGAGGGCAUGGAGAGCUUCCUCAGAGAUCUGAGCACCAUCUUCCCACAGGAACGCUGGCUCCAGAUCAACCGCGAGAUAGGCAAGACAGGCUUCAACUGCCAGAUCCUCAACCGGGAUCAGAAUGGAAGAGUAAUUCAGCAGGAAACUAAGAAGAAAAAUGAGAAGGCUGAGGAGGGUGAUGGAGAGGCUGGAGGUGAUAAAGAAGAGCAGGAGGAUGAGGAGAAGGAGGAGGAGGAGGAGAAGGUGAUCUUUGUACACUAUGAGCAGAGGAAGGUGAUGUUGUCACAGCUCCAUCCCAUCGAGAACGGAGUGCCAGACCCCAAAACUGAUGCACCAUCUGAGCUGAGACAGAUGUUCCAGACAGUGGCCCACAGCCAGCCUCUGUUCUUCCUGGACAGAUACGACGACGGGCCACUUAAGUUGACACACUGGCAGUCUGAGGGUCGAGAGGCUAGCAUCAUCGUGGAGCUGCUCAAACAAGCGUCCGUACCGCUCUGCCUGCUCAUCAACUGGCUGCUCUCCAUAUGGACCUGGAUCUGUAACAUCCGGCUCUUCAGUCUUUACCCACUGCGGUUCCUGUCCAGUAAGCUGUCCACCUGUGUCCAGCUCAGCUACAGAGCCGAACACAUGAGGACAAUCAGCUCUCGGAAACCAGCCACGGGACACACGCAGUUCAUGAGGAAAGCCAACAUUGUGGUGUCGUUCCUAGUGGAUGUGGCUCUCGGCAUGUUGCUUAUCUGGUGGCUCUAUAGAGACAACCACAUCACCAUGUUAGCCAACACACUGGUGCCUGCAGCUGAUCAUGUGGCUAAAGAGCUGCAGGAGCUGCUGCAGUGGCUCAUGGGAGCUCCUGCAGGGCUGAAGAUGAACCGGGCCCUGGACCAGGUUCUGGGCCGCUUCUUCCUCUACCACAUUCACCUCUGGAUCAGCUACAUCCACCUGAUGUCUCCCUUCAUCGAGGGGAUCCUGUGGUAUGGAGGCCUGUCAGCCUGCUUCGGCCUGACCUUUGCCCUCUCGCUGCUCUCUGACAUGGUCGCCCUGCUCACCUUCCACAUCUACUGCUUCUACGUCUACGGAGCCAGGUUGUACUGUCUGAAGAUCUACGGCCUCUCGUCUCUCUGGAGGCUCUUUAGAGGGAAGAAGUGGAACGUCCUGCGACAGAGGGUGGACUCCUGCUCCUAUGACCUGGACCAGCUCUUCAUCGGGACGCUGCUGUUCACCAUCUUGCUGUUCCUGUUGCCCACCACAGCUCUCUACUACCUGGUCUUCACUCUGUUGCGGCUGGUGGUGGUGCUGUUCCAGGGCGUCCUCCACCUCAGUGUCGACUUCAUUAACUCUUUCCCUCUGUUUGCUGUGGCCCUCCGCAUCACUCGGCCCUACAGACUGGCAGAGGGUGUAAAGUUCAGGGUGCUGUGUGAAGAGCCUGGGACAGCCCUGCACCUGCUGAUGGAGAUGAACCCUCUGAAGUGCAGCACAGUGGUCCAGACCUACCGCACUCCAACUUACAGCUGUUACCCCAAAGACUCAUGGGCAGCCCUGGUCAAGAAACUGUUUGUUGGGGAGCUGAUUUACCCCUGGAGACACAAAACCACCAAGACCGACUGAGACACAUCAACCAGAGAUGUGUGAGAGAGAAAUAAAAGGAAAGAUGAGGGAGCAAAGGAAAGGGAAGUGACUGAAUAAAUAAUGAGAUGGAAACAGACAGAUGGAGGGAAAGAUGGGAAAUGGGAAACGAGGGUGAAAUCGGUAGAAAGACCUUUCAGUUGCACUGCUUUCAUGGUAGAUGGGAAGAACGUCACAGAAAGCUGAAGCUGCCUGGUCACCAUGCUUUUUUUCUGAUCAACAUGAAGAAGAAGAACAAAAAUAAGCUAAUUUUUUAGAGCACGACAGACAUGGCAUUAUCAGCCAUAAACCUGAACACCAGCAAGUAGUCAUGUCCUGCUCUUUUAAGAAUUUUUUAUUUUGAAUCAUGCUGUUAAGGACUUGACAUCAAGCAUUUUUAUUUAGUUCAUAAAACUGAGAACUGGUAACAUCAUCAGUAAUUUACUCAUAUGCACUGAAUCCCAUAAGGAAACAACACUAAAGGACCAAAACAAUUCUUUACUGUGUGUUUGAAUGUGGGAUACGAACACUCCACAUUAUCAAAUAAGAUUUAUUUCAAAUCCCCAGAUGGGACUUGAAAAUUACACCACAUGUUGAUAUUAUUUUUAAAGCCUAAAUGACCUUGUUUUCCCCUACACAUCAGUGAAAUCUUAUCUGUUUGUAUGACCAACAAGCUUUCACAUGUUAGUUCAUGUACUGCAGUUCACACACUGGAUGUUUAAGCCCUCAGCUCAGUGUAAUCAGCUAUGAAACACUUAACAAACAUGGAUGUAUUGUAUGUCACUGUUGGUGUUUGUUAUGCCACUGCUGAUCCACUGGCUCGCAGCACUUAUAAAUAGUACAUCACCCAUCAUCCAAGAUACCACUUCCCACUGUCAUAUACAAACUCUUAUACAAAUACCAUUUAUUGUCUGAAGCUGAUUUAACAAGAGAAGUUAAAUGUUGAGCUAAGUUUAACUACUUUAUAUACUGCUGGGUAUCUGAAAGGGAUUCAUUGCUGAUUUUCAACCAGCUUUGUAUCAUAACACUGUUACCAGCACCCAGAUUUCCUUCCUCAUCUCUCAACCCAAAAGCGUCAUCUGGCAGAUUUUCUCUGGCUCUAGGGCUGUCGCUGAAACUACAAAUUGUACUUCCAAUUUUCGUACGCCCGCCACCACAAACUCAAAGAGUAUAGAUGCGAAAUUGAGAGAGACCUGCCCCUCUCUCUUUCAAACUCAGACCACACUCAGAUCAAACAGUAAAACUAUUUAGUGCUGAUCAAAUAUAAACCAAGAUUCUCUUACUAUAUUGGCCAUUUCUUGCCUAAAAUGCACUAUUUGGCUGCAAUACAAGAAUUUAUGAACAGGAAGCAGGCACCAUACUGUUUCCUGUAUAGUAAAAACGGAGGCCGAAAAAAACUAAGGUCAAAGAGUAAAACUAAGCUGUGCUGAUCAAAUACGAAUCAAGAUUCUGUCAAUGCGUUGCCUAUUUCUCAUCUGAAAUGUUUUCAGAAACAUGCUUUAGCUCACUGUUUAACUGUAAUUCAAGAUCAUUUGUUACCAGCCAGCCGCCAUGUUGUUUCCCGUGUCAAAACGGAUGAGCUUGCAUUACAUCACCCACCAGCCGAAGCGUUUAUUGAUCCAGGGCAGUGCGUUGUAUUCUGGUAGUUGCAACUUUUUUCAUCUUUUGAGCAAAAACAAAUGCCACAGUCCUUUCCCUCUGUUUUCUCUACUCAUGUAGCACCAAAUUUAAAAGUAUUUGUUUCUUUCUACUGCAUUGACAGCCCAGUUUUAUGAGAAGACCAUCUUUCCAGCAAUGAAAUGACUUCUUCAAACUCAAAUAAUACCUAAUAACUUAUUAGUUGAUUUAUGUUUUGUAUAAAUAAUCUAAAAGUGCCAAGUAACUAGUAACUAUCAAAUGAAUGUGUUAUUGUAAAGUACAAUAUUUGUCUCUGAAAUGAAACAGCAGCAGCAUAACAAAAACCAACAGUCGUACCAUUCACUACAACAAAAUGGUGUGCCAUCAUCCUGUGUUGGUCACUGAGUUUUCCUGCAACACUGCCUUUAGGUUAUACAAGAUACCUCGUAAUCUCAUCGGUAUAUUGUCAUGAAAUAUGAAGACUACAUUCAUGCUACCCAGAGUGCAAACAUCUUGGUUUUAAUGACCCCAUGACCUUUACCUUAGCACCACUAGAGGGAUUUUAGAGAGUAAGUCGUGUUUAAGUGAGUCUAUGCAACUUGCUGAGUAUUAAAACGUAGCAGAUCAGUAGCUCAAAUAAAGAGUCAUCAAAUCAGUGAACCGACUCAGUAUUUAGCUUAAAAAUUCAUAAAAGAAUCUUAACUAAUUAACUAAUUUUCCAGUCUAUAGGAUUUUAUUAAACCUGGGUCUACGAGCAAAGGAGCAAAAUCUCACCUAGUUAUCAGGUAUUUAUGCAUUAACUGAAUUAUUUAUAAAAUUUUAGAUUUUAUAUUAUUAAAGUAUUAGCAAGAGUGUAUUUCAAAUGAUUUUAACUGGACAAACUGAUUUUUAUAAUUUCUUUCUAAUGCUAUUUGUUUUAUUCUUUUAGAGUUUUAGUCAAAAAUGAAAUGAUAAGUGUUUUAUUUUAGGUUCAUUUGUUGCCAUAUUUCCCUUAUACACUGGACUUAUUUGACUCUGACAGAUGAGUCAGAGAGACAGAUGUACCGUCAUGCUGUACUGUGGUAUAAAAUGAAUCAUUGUAAGUCGGACUGAUUCAGCUCUGGCACAGUUUGUCAGCAUUUAUUUGUUUUUUGUUUUUUUUGUUUGUUUUUUUAUGUGCCUAUUCAUGUCAUUUUUUAUUAACUGUUCUUGAUUUCUUUAUAACAAUCCACCUGAACCUGCUUUUGUUAACAGAAAGUCAGUUUCAGACUGAAUCUUUAAUGUGAAUUAUUCCUGUUUUAUUUUACCUAACUCUUUACAUCCUGCUCCUUAGUGUGCUUAGCACCAGUUUCUCAUUGCUAAACUAUUAAAUUUGAAACCUGUUUUUUGUUCACCUUUUAUUUUAUCAUCUCCCAUGGAUCUGUACUAAAUGUUCCAUUGCCAUUUAAUAAAAUUCAUGCAUAUUUAA
Messenger RNA from Epinephelus lanceolatus (giant grouper), 5023 nucleotides. It is a transcript of the gene pigq, whose product is annotated as phosphatidylinositol glycan anchor biosynthesis, class Q. Gene Ontology annotation, biological process: GPI anchor biosynthetic process. The record is from RefSeq and is a predicted model, not a curated record. NCBI's taxonomy places the organism in Eukaryota, Metazoa, Chordata, Actinopteri, Perciformes, Serranidae. Gene Ontology annotation, cellular component: membrane; endoplasmic reticulum.